AGUUAAACACCGUUUUUCUCAUCGGCAAGUCGGUCGCUGUUUAAAACUAUUCAACAAAUUAAAUUGUUGUCUUCUGACCAUGAAAAGCUGGCCAUGAAACAUUUUUGCAACUAAGCAUUGGACAAGGCACAAUCCGCCCAAAAGGAAAAAACGGAUUAACUUUUAUGUGAAAGUGGGCAAAGGAUAGACAUGGAACCAGGAACCAUUCCAUCGCCUGUUUCAGCACCAGUUGCUGCGCCUGUGACGCCAUCAGCAGUGGCUGCCCCUGUCCAAGUAGUAAGUCCUGCGGCAGUGGCUCCCGCACCAGCGGCACCGAUUGCAGUCACUCCAGUUGCUCCACCGCCCACCCUUGCAAGUGUGCAACCGGCAACAGUUACUAUUCCAGCUCCAGCUCCAAUUGCUGCCGCAUCCGUCGCUCCUGUCGCAUCUGUGGCGCCUCCAGUUGUUGCAGCUCCAACUCCGCCGGCAGCAAGUCCAGUUUCAACACCACCCGUUGCUGUUGCUCAGAUUCCGGUCGCUGUUUCAGCACCAGUGGCACCUCCCGUUGCUGCAACACCCACUCCUGUUGCCCCAAUUCCUGUAGCUGCGCCUGUGAUAGCGACACCACCUGUUGCUGCCUCUGCCCCCACUCCGGCUGCCGUGACUCCCGUUGUUUCGCCUGUGAUCGCCACACCACCUGUGGUUCCCGCUAACACCACGGUUCCCGUUGCAGCACCUGUAGCUGCUGUACCAGCUGCUGUUCCUGUUGUUGCCCCAGUUCUUGCGCCUGCCGUUGCUCCUGCAGUUGCCCCCGUCGUCGCCGAGACUCCAGCUCCACCACCUGUUGCUGAGAUUCCGGUUGCAACCAUACCGGAGUGCGUUGCACCUCUCAUCCCCGAGGUUUCCGUCGUGGCAACGAAACCACUAGCUGCAGCUGAGCCAGUGGUCGUUGCUCCACCGGCUACUGAAACCCCAGUCGUUGCUCCGGCUGCAGCUUCCCCCCAUGUGUCGGUUGCACCAGCUGUGGAGACCGCAGUGGUCGCUCCUGUAAGUGCUUCGACUGAGCCCCCGGUAGCUGCUGCGACUCUAACAACUGCACCAGAAACGCCAGCCCUUGCUCCAGUCGUUGCCGAGUCCCAAGUUGCUGCGAAUACUGUUGUAGCUACACCUCCUACUCCAGCCCCAGAGCCAGAAACCAUUGCACCACCUGUUGUUGCAGAAACCCCAGAAGUUGCUUCAGUUGCUGUUGCUGAGACAACACCACCCGUUGUACCUCCUGUGGCCGCAGAAUCAAUACCAGCGCCAGUCGUUGCCACGACACCAGUUCCUGCAACACUAGCAGUAACGGAUCCGGAUGUCACUGCAUCUGCUGUUCCCGAAUUACCUCCGGUGAUCGCUCCAUCACCCGUUCCUAGUGCUGUUGCUGAAACUCCUGUCGACUUAGCGCCACCUGUUCUCCCUCCUGUGGCUGCCGAACCUGUACCAGCUGUAGUGGCUGAAGAAACUCCUGAGACACCAGCACCAGCAUCAGCACCAGUGACCAUAGCAGCUUUAGAUAUACCAGAAGUUGCUCCUGUGAUCGCCGCACCCUCUGAUGCACCUGCUGAAGCUCCGUCUGCCGCUGCUCCCAUCGUUUCUACUCCACCAACUACGGCUUCUGUUCCCGAGACCACGGCACCACCUGCGGCAGUGCCUACGGAACCUAUCGAUGUUUCUGUACUAUCAGAAGCUGCCAUUGAAACGCCAGUUGCACCGCCUGUCGAAGUUACAACAGAAGUUGCAGUUGCAGACGUUGCUCCACCUGAGGCAGCUGCGGAUUUAAUAAUCGAGCCUGUGGAACCACCAGCUCCUAUUCCGGAUUUAUUAGAACAAACUACAUCCGUGCCAGCUGUUGAAGCUGCAGAAUCAACAUCUUCACCAAUACCAGAGACCUCAUUACCGCCGCCAAAUGAAGCAGUUGCCUCUCCAGAAGUGGCUGUCGCUCCAAUUACAGCUCCAGAGCCCAUACCUGAACCGGAACCAAGCCUAGCGACCCCUACAGAACCCAUACCUGUGGAGGCACCUGUCGUAAUCCAGGAAGCAGUGGAUGCUGUAGAGGUGCCGGUGACAGAAACUUCAACAUCGAUUCCAGAAACUACGGUUGAGUAUCCUGUAGCCGAAAAAGUCCUGGAUCCUGCCAUAACUGAAGCUCCUGUCACUACUCAGGAACCAGAUGUUGCAAACAUUAAUGACGGUGCUCCAGCUACCGAAAUCACCACACCCGCUGUUGAAAUCGUUACUGCUGCUGCAGAAGUAUCUGAUACUGCCAUACCGCUCAUUGACCCUCCGGUUCCUCAAGAGAUCGCAGUAGCUGAAAUUCCAGAGACAGAGACAAAGCCGGCAGAGGUCAUUGUUGAACAGAGCACCAUCCCAAUAGAGGCACCAGUCCCGGAGGUUUCAAAAUACGCAGAACCAGUGAUUUCUGAAGCUCCAGCUGCCGAAGUACCAAUUACGGCCGGGGACAACCCAGACAAUACUAGUGUGGGAAUAUCUGAAGUUGUUCCCACCAUUGCAGAGAAAGCAGUUGAAGAGGUUCCCACUUCGGAAAUCCCCGAACAAUCAUCGUCACCCUCAGAUUCCGUUCCCGUAGCAAAGAUAACUCCUUUGCUAAGAGAUCUUCAGACCACCGAUGUUUCGCUAUUGGCUAUUGCAGCCACCCUGGAUGCCAUUGGAGAAAAGCUAAAGGAUCAAAAGGCCAGAAAUCAGCAGGUAAUGGACAGACUCUGCGAAAUCGAGAAAAUUCUUGGUCCUCCCAAAUCCAAUUAGCUCAAGUUUAAAGCCUGGAUCAUGUAAAGUAAAGCUACUAAUAAAGCGUUAUUUCACCAAUUUUAAAGU
Molecule: messenger RNA, 2853 nt
Organism: Drosophila melanogaster (fruit fly)
Lineage: Eukaryota; Metazoa; Arthropoda; Insecta; Diptera; Drosophilidae
Gene: Cpn
Product: calphotin
Exons: 2
Coding region: 190-2784 (864 amino acids)
Cellular component (GO): cytoplasm
Source: RefSeq, marked reviewed